GAAUCAAAAAUUCAAGCAAUAAAUGAAAUUAAAAAAGAAUAUAAAAAUAUUACAGAUAAUUUUGUUUCUCAAAAUUUGAUAUCUCAUCAACCUUCAACAAGUAAAUCUGCGAUGGCCAAUAUUUUUGCAAAAAGAAAUCAAACAAUCCUUACUCCAAUAUAUGAUGAAUUUAUUCGUUAUCAAAAUAAAGAUCUUCUUCCAGCUUUAGAAGAACAUGAUCCUUUUAAAUGCCCUAUCCCACAGA
Molecule: messenger RNA, 244 nt
Organism: Racocetra persica
Lineage: Eukaryota; Fungi; Glomeromycota; Glomeromycetes; Diversisporales; Gigasporaceae
Source: the annotation of a GenBank genome assembly